Molecule: messenger RNA, 306 nt
Organism: Clonostachys byssicola
Lineage: Eukaryota; Fungi; Ascomycota; Sordariomycetes; Hypocreales; Bionectriaceae
Source: the annotation of a GenBank genome assembly
AUGGUUCCUACUGGACAUAGUUUAAUCGUGUCAGAGCCAGAGGGCGAGAAGGCUAGAGAUGACCAUUCCUGGCUGUCGUCGUCGGCGCUGCAGCCUGUAGCUCAAGCCUCGCUUGCCUCGCCCUGGGAAGGAUCCACCCUGGGGGGCUCCAGCCAGUUAGAUGGCGAGACUCAGCCCAAUCGUGAUAGAAGCCCUCCGAUCAGCUUGGACCUCGCAUCAUCACCAGCUGCCUCUCAUAGCUUCCAACGAGCCGACCUCAACCCUGCCUGCAACCCUCCUGCCCUAGGGAUAUUCUACGAGACCUGA